AGAGGCAGGCAGCCGGGGUGCAGAGUAGGUAGGGCUGGACAAGCGCACGGCCAUGGCCCCGUGGCUGCAGCUCUGCUCCGUCUUCUUCACGGUCAACGCUUGCCUUAACGGCUCGCAGCUGGCCGUGGCCGCGGGCGGCUCCAGCAGAGCGCGGGGCGCCGACACCUGCGGCUGGAGGGGAGUGGGGCCGGCCAGCAGAAACAGUGGGCUGCACAACAUCACCUUCAGAUAUGACAACUGCACCACUUACUUGAAUCCAGUGGGGAAGCACGUGAUUGCUGAUGCCCAGAACAUCACCAUCAGUCAGUAUGCUUGCCAUGAGCAAGUGGCAGUCACCAUUCUUUGGUCCCCAGGGGCCCUUGGCAUCGAAUUCCUAAAAGGAUUUCGAGUAAUACUGGAGGAGCUGAAGUCAGAGGGAAGACGGUGCCAACAACUGAUUCUAAAGGACCCAAAGCAGCUCAACAGUAGCUUCAAAAGAACUGGAAUGGAAUCUCAACCUUUCCUGAAUAUGAAAUUUGAAACGGAUUACUUUGUGAAGAUCGUCCCUUUUCCUUCCAUUAAAAAUGAAAGCAAUUACCACCCUUUCUUCUUCAGAACCCGCGCCUGCGACCUACUGCUACAGCCGGACAACCUGGCCUGUAAACCCUUCUGGAAGCCUCGGAACCUGAACAUCACCCAGCACGGUUUGGACAUGCAGGUGUCCUUCGACCACGCACCACACACCUUUGGCUUCCGUUUCUUCUAUCUUCAUUAUAAGCUCAAGCAUGAAGGGCCCUUCAAGCGAAAGACCUGUAAACAGGAGCAAAAUACAGAGACAACCAGCUGCCUCCUUCAAAAUGUUUCUCCUGGGGAUUAUAUAAUUGAGCUGGUGGAUGACACUAAUACAACAAGAAAAGUGAUGCAUUAUGCCUUAAAGCCAGCACAUUCCCCGUGGGCGGGGCCCAUUAGGGCUGUUGCCAUCACCGUUCCUCUGGUUGUCAUCUCCGCAUUUGCCACCCUCUUCACCGUGAUGUGCCGCAAGAAGCAACAAGAAAAUAUAUAUUCACAUUUAGAUGAAGAGAGUUCUGAGUCCUCCUCGUACACCACGGCACUCCCCAGAGAGAGGCUCUGGCCUCGGCCGAAGGUUUUCCUCUGCUAUUCCAGUAAAGAUGGCCAGAAUCACAUGAACGUUGUCCGGUGUUUUGCCUACUUCCUCCAGGACUUCUGCGGCUGUGAGGUGGCUCUGGACUUGUGGGAAGACUUCAGUCUUUGCCGAGAAGGACAGAGAGAAUGGGUCAUCCAGAAGAUCCAUGAGUCCCAGUUCAUCAUCGUGGUGUGUUCCAAAGGCAUGAAGUACUUUGUGGAUAAGAAGAACUACAAGCACAAAGGCAGCGGCCGGGGCUCCGGGAAGGGCGAGCUCUUCCUGGUGGCUGUGUCCGCCAUCGCUGAAAAGCUCCGCCAGGCCAAACAGAGCUCCUCAGCCCAGCUCAGCAAGUUCAUCACCGUUUACUUCGACUAUUCCUGCGAGGGAGAUGUUCCCGGCAUCCUGGACCUGAGCACCAAGUACAAACUCAUGGACAACCUUCCCCAGCUCUGUUCCCACCUGCACUCCCGAGACCACGGUCUCCCGGAUCCCGGGCAGUACCCCGGACAGGUGAGCAGAAGGAACUACUUUCGCAGCAAAUCAGGUCGGUCCCUUUACGUCGCCAUUUGCAACAUGCACCAAUUUAUCGAUGAGGAGCCCGACUGGUUUGAGAAGCAAUUCAUUCCCCUACGCCCUACCCCACUUCACUACCGGGAGCCGGUGCUGGAGAAGUUUGACUCGGGAUUAGUGUUAAAUGAUGUCAUGUGCAAACCAGGCCCUGACAGCGAUUUCUGCCUCAAGGCCGAGGCGGUCCCCGGGGUGCAGGCCGACUUGCCCUUGGAGGGCCAGCCCUUGGGCCUGGACCCAGACGUGGAGGCGGGGCCUGGGCCCGGCAGCGGCUCGGUCCUGCGCCCCCUGCUGCACGUGGUGAAAGCCGCCAGCCCCUCGGACAUGCCCCGGGACUCGGGCAUCUACGACUCAUCCGUGCCCUCCUCGGAGCUGUCUCUGCCCCUAAUGGAAGGACUCUCAGCGGAUCAAACAGAAACAUCUUCACUGACGGAGAGUGUGUCCUCCUCCUCCGGCCUGGGUGAGGAGGAUCCUCCCGCCUUCCCUUCCAAGCUCCUCACCUCUGGGGCGUGCCGAGCAGAGCCUGGUUGCUGCAGCUACACUGGUGAACUCCACGCAGUCGCCCCUUUGUAACAAAACAGAAGAGUCUACGCAUUGCCACUUUAGCUGCUGCCUCUCUCUGGUCCCCCAGCUCUUCUCUCUGGUUGAGCAGUCUGCUUGGAGCUGAGGUCUCCUACAAGGAUAUUUGGAGUGAAAUUCGGGCCAGUACUUGCUCUCCUUGCCCCAUCCCUCUACCUGAUAUCUUGGCAAAGUCUCCAAUUUUCUAAAACCAUAUGGAUCUCUGGAAGGCAUGUCCACAAGGUCUGACGGCAGCUGGUCACAUUAGGUCAGACCUUGGAUUAGAGCCAACUCUGGGAGGUCGGGAGGAAACAUGCACAGAGAAACAGGAAAAUACCUGCACUGCUCAUUCAGAUUUUAUUUAUCUCUUCCGACUUUGCCCAUUCGCUGUUGGCUACUUUGAUUGGAAAUGCUUUGUGGAAGAAGCACUUUUAGUACCAUUACAGCCACAGAAAUCAAGUGCCAGUCUAUCUGGAAUCCAUGUUCUUACAGAUGAUGUUCUUGUCUGUUUUGGGUGUAGAAUUUACAAUGGCUUGGAUGUUAAAAAAGCUCUGAGUCAAAGGUCAAGGAAAUGACUGUAUAUCGUAUCACCUUUCAUAAUACGAGUCUUUAUGUGUUCGUGGGUGCCAUGGCACACUGAGGUGGGGGCUGCAGGGUCAGGCUGACCAUCUAGACAAUUCUUUCUGACAUAGGUUGGUCAAUGUCCAGAAAGCAGCAAAACUCAGGACACAGGACCGCCUCUUGGUUUGAGUAGGCUUCGUGUGGGGGUGGGAUCUGCCCACCAAGUUUCCCGGGGUUACAUUUACUGCGCAGUGUCUUAGAUGUUGCUGCCUGGAAGUUUAUUUUUAAAAGACUAAUACCCAACUGGGCUGGAUUACUGGAAGCCGGAGUCCGUGCUUCAUUUGGCUUCUGAUCUAAAGCUGUGUCCAGAAUAUCAGGGAUCAGAAUCCAUUGAAAUAUGGCAAUGUGCAGGUGGCAGCCACUUAAUCUGCUGAACUGGUUUUGACUAAUGAUAAAUCUCAUUUUAAGAAGGUGGAGGGGAGACUGUCACAAAGAUGAGUUUGCUCUUCUAAUAUCAUCUGAAGAAGACAUGAGACCUGAAGUCAUUCAAUUCUUGAAUCUCAAAGUACUCCCCCCACAACUCAGCCUGUGAAUCGUGUUUUGCUGUGUGUUUCUGUUGUAUUUACCCAGUGAAAGAUUGGUCUCUUGUGCUCCUACCAAAAAUAGGUAUUUAGAGUUUAGGAGGAAAGAAUUUGCUUUAAAAAAGGAAAAGUAAACGUUCUGUUUUUAAUGAAUGAAGUUUCUACAGAAUUUCUCCUUCCGAAGGGAAAACAGUUGUUCAAAUCCUGCUUGUCUAUUAGCAUGUGUGUGAUGAUGUCUUUGUGGAAUCCCUUCUCCCUGUGUCCUUGAGGGGUUGUGAGCAUCUUUCUCCACCCUUUCCGUGGGUGCUGUUGGCUUCGGGCACCCUGCUUUUACUCAGCACUACACAGGGGACCCUGGGUUUUACUCCUUUAGCAGGUAGGACCAAUAUUAAGGGAGACACUGAGGAAUGUCUCAAGGAGGGGUUGGGAGGUAGAAUGAGGCAGGACUUUCCAUCCAAGCACAUGCUCAGCAGGUGAGAAGGGAAGGUUUGCAGCCUUGCUGCAAAGAAGAGGUUUGUGUGUAUUUUUGAUGCAAAUGCCACACUCCAUGCUCUGUAAAGGCAGCUGACGGCUUCUUGGGGGAAGAACGUGUUUGUCUGUUCUCUGGCAUCGAGUUUCCUGCAGCUGCUCUGCAGGGGAGACAAGUGAGCCUCACAACCACCUCCCCCACAGAACCAGGCAUCCGGUUGGAGAAGAGAUGUUCCAUGAUACUGGAGAGUCUGGGACAAGUGCAGAGCUCCUGCCCACAUAUGCCUGCCCUGCCCUUCCACCGUCAGGAUACGUUCUGCAAGGGAGAUUGGUCAGUCCAAACUUGCUAACAUGAAAAUUCACUCUGGAACAGUAUCAAGAGAGAUUGAAGCCAAGAAAUGGUACGUGCUCCAAAGGAACCCCGAGGAGCUACUUUUAGGUUAGAUAUUCAGCUUUGCACAGAAAAUGAGGCAUCUCUGAGAAAGCGACCCCAGGAACAGCACGGAGGACUGGCAGGGGGUGGGGAGCAUCAACUGAGCUCCAUGCAUGUGGGCAGAGAGCUUGCUGAAUGAACUUCCUUCUUGUGAAAAUGCAAGGGAAAAAAUGUGCUAGACCAAAAAUCAGGUAAACUUUUCAUUUGGAUUUAUGGUUUGGAUACUUAUUUUCAAAUACUAAUGUUUCUUAUGUUCAACACAAGCAGACUCUAACAUACCAAGUAGCAAAACCACAGUGUUGAGAUGUCCCAACUUCCUGGUUUUGCCUUACUAGUUUCACUUUUUUUUUUUUUUUUUUUAAACCUCCCCAUCUUCUGCUGGGAAUGAGAACAGUUGCCUUGUAGAUUAAGGCAAAACAUCUGUUUUAAGCAGACCUGCAGUUUUUGACUGAUACAUUGUUCCAGGCAAUGGAAAUGAUAACACAGAAUUCAGAUAAAGGUUCUACUGAAUCACAGGCUUCUUGAAAUUGGGGAAAUAAGAAUUAGAAUAUAAGGAUGAUCUCAAUAAAAAGCCUUGGUCCUGAGAAUAAGAGGCUUGUGUAGCUAAGUUAGCUGGUGUUCUCUGGGCAGGACACCUGGAGUAGGUCCAAGGACCCAGGUAAGCAAAUCUUGAAGGUAGUUGAAGGUAGGGAGCUAGGUGUUCAUCUUAACUCCCUAGUGCCCUACAGAAAGGACUUAGCAUCUGACAUAGUCAGCUUUGUCCAGGGAUGGAUUGGGGAAGUGGAAGCCCAGGUAAAGGUGUGUUUUUCUCCCAGAGGUUGGCCACAAGCAACAAGAACCACCUGGACAGACCCAGUCCAGCCACACAGUGGACAGAGCGUCCUGCAGGGGAUCCUCCAGAGGGCCAAAUCCUGGGCCUUUGAGGCACAUUGAUCUCCAGAGAGAAUCAGAAGACAUUCAGGUCCAGGUCCAGGCCCAGGCCCUCAGGUUGGGUAAUAGCAUUUUGAACCAAAAAUGAGAUGGGGCCUUAAAGUCAUGAGACCAUUUUUGGUUAACACAUUAGUAAUAACUGAAGACAGUCCCAGAGCAGAAGUUCAAAAAUGUCUUUAGCAACUAUGACAUCAUCAGAAUCAAUGGGUCAUAAUUUGAGGUCGUGCGUGUUUGUAUAUUAAAG
Molecule: messenger RNA, 5465 nt
Organism: Lynx canadensis (Canada lynx)
Lineage: Eukaryota; Metazoa; Chordata; Mammalia; Carnivora; Felidae
Gene: IL17RD
Product: interleukin 17 receptor D
Exons: 13
Coding region: 53-2263 (736 amino acids)
Molecular function (GO): interleukin-17 receptor activity
Source: RefSeq, a predicted model, not a curated record